Messenger RNA from Pocillopora meandrina, 2237 nucleotides. Lineage: Eukaryota; Metazoa; Cnidaria; Anthozoa; Scleractinia; Pocilloporidae. The record is from the annotation of a GenBank genome assembly.
AUGAUCAGUUGGCCUGAAGGACUGUAUGGAUUACCAAUGGCCAUCAAUGGCUGUCCCGUCGACCCAUCUAUCAACUGGAAAACUGGGACGCUGUACCAAGACUGCGAGGACACGGACCCACGAACGCAACAUUCGCCCGACCUCCAUUUAAACGCUUUCGUCAAAUAUGGAGACGUACAGCGGUCAUUUUGUAUGAAAACAUCUUCUGUGAAUGAUUCCAACCGGGACCAGUGGCCCUCAGGGAAGUACUGUAUUUAUCUGUGGGGGAAAACCUGCCCCUCGGGUAUGCUUGAAGGUUGGGUCCAGUGGGACGACGAGAAUACCAUCAUAAUUUACAAUAAAAACACGAGAAGGGGAACGUUACCGACAGGAGUUUACGACCAGGAUACGUGAGUACUCACUGAGUGGUUAAGUCACCACAUUGUACAUAAUUAUGUUCAAGUGCAUUUGUACUUUAAAAGUUUUAAGUUCAUCAAUGAUCUUUUAUCAGCUAAAUUGACCAUAAACCAAAAAUUGUUUAAGGUAAUUUCUCGAGAACCAUAAAGAAUAUUUUUUUAAAUUCGCCAAACUUCAAAUCGCCUGAUAAAGGCAAGCAGUUAAGCGAUCAAAAUGUUGUGCUCAUUGAUCAUAUAAUUCCAGGUCUCGAUUUAGAAACGUAAAAUCUUUUAAAAUCUACUCUCGUUAAUUUUCUUAUUUAUUUAUUUAUUUCAUGUUAUCUUUGCAGCAGCCUUUUUUAGAUUUUCAUUUGUUAUGGCUAUUGACUUGCUUUACAGCUAUGAUUUUGUAAUUAUUAGGGACCACUCAUCGCCGGGGGGGGGUUGGGAGAUUUUGGGAGACCACAUGGUUUUUUAGGGAGAAUGGAGGGGGGAUCAGUUGUCGCCUACAGAGUAUAGAGAGGGGACUAUAGAAAAUUGACUGCCAAUGUGGGGAGGGCCAUAAGAAUGUUACAGAGCCUAACCGCCUCUCGGGGGGGGGGAAAGGGAUCAGGUAAAUUUUGUGGUGACACCAUCAAAAUCCUCCAAUUUCCCUCACCCUCCCCCCUUCAACCAAGUGAUCAAUAAUGACCUCGACCAGUCCCUUCUCUUAUUUCAACAUCAUGCACUGCGCAUGGCAGACCCUAUAUGUAAUGUACUGUCUUCGUUCCAAUAGACGUAUCUCUUACUGCUGCAGUGUUCUUGGCUCGACCCAGACUCCCAUCGAUCUUCCGUUGACUUCGCCAUUCUAUCUGAUAGCCUAUGGUAGCAAAGUCUGCCAGUUGGUUAGGGGGGCGCAGUCUAGUCUAGAAUACAUAUUUUACGAAACAGAAUACUCGACUUUCAUGACGAAAAACGAUUAUGGUGGUGCUCAUCCCUAUGGUGUGACGAGAGACCCGCAAGGCCAAAUGAUCUUCUACUGCUAUUAUAGACGUGAGUUACAAGUCAUAUUCUGAAUUAAAACAGCGAUCAUUAUCAGCUUUCUACAUGAGAGCACGUCAAAGAAAAUCGAUAUUUUUUCAACAAACCGUAAACUCCAAAAUGAUUACAAUUUUUGUAUUAUUUCGUACAAUCUCUUAUUCAUAAUUAUGAUUAGCCCACUUUGCCUCGAUCGCAUCCUCUGAAUUCAAAAUAAUAUUGUAAGCUUUAGACAAGGUAAAGAAGGCAAAUUAUCAUGAAGAAAAAAUAAUGACGUACUUCCUCCAUUUCGGAAUAAGGUGUAUUCCAUCCAAAUCCCCUCCUGUGAUGUAUCACGUGGGAACCUGGGAACAAGAACUUGCUCAAGUACGAGGCUUUAACUCGAACGAUUUUGGACCUGAAUUUUUAGAUAGAGCUCUUUAUAAUGUUUUCUUUCUUUUUCUUUUUUUUUUUUUUUUUUUUUUUGGUCUUAAAUUCAGCUAUCCAUUGUCCAGCAUUAAGAAAACCUGACAACGGAAUGUUAAAACCAGCUCACUGUGGCGAAAAUAAUCAAACUACGUUUAAUGGCACAUGUACAGUAACGUGCAAUAGCGGGUUCAUACCUAAGAAUCCCGCGGGACAGAUCACGUCAUGUUUGAAGAACGGGACCUGGAGCAUACCCAUCGUCACUGGCUGUAUACGUAAGUAUUGCAUUAUGGGAUAAACUGCUCGCUCAUUAAUUCUUAACCUACAGUAACAGUAAAAAUGUAUCUAAGUUUGUAUAAUUUUACAGAAACUUGGAUCCAAUGUGAUCCUCAAACUUUACCCAUGGGGAAAUUUGUGGUGCAAGUCAUUAAGCAAAAAAAA